Clunio marinus is the source of this 540-nucleotide messenger RNA. The record is from the annotation of a GenBank genome assembly. NCBI's taxonomy places the organism in Eukaryota, Metazoa, Arthropoda, Insecta, Diptera, Chironomidae.
AUGGAAGCAAUAACAAUGAAUGUGUUAUGCGAAGAUGUAAUGCUCAUUAUUUUCGAAUAUUUGGGCACAAACGAUUUGAAAACUUCAACUUUAGUUUGCAAAAGAUGGAACAACAUUAUUGGAAAUUACGCUUCAACAAUGCGGAAAUUUCCUUUAGUUCUUUCUGAAACUAAUUUUAUGGAAAAAGAAAUUUCUAAACUGAAUCGAAAAUAUUACAAAAUAAAAUUGUAUUGGUUUGAUCCUGAUGACGAAUUUGUUGAGAAUAUCGCAAAGCACUUGUCUCAUAUUCAAUGCUUUGAAAUGGAUUGCCUAACUUUGAGCGUAAACCAAUUCAUAAAAAUCUUCAACUCAUUGAAAAUGUGCAAGAGUCUAAUGUUAUGUUCUGUGUUCCUUACAAAUUCGGAUAAUAAGUAUGAGGCUAUUAUUACAUCAGGUUCUGCAAAAUGUGUAUAUUUUUACACAAAUGCUUUGAAAACUGAUUGCAAGUUUCUGGAUAUUUUAAAAGCUCACGGAAUCUCGAAUUUCAAAUGUAUUUCUUAA